CAGAAGUAUGGAUUGGGAAUUAUCACCUUAUUUCCCUCACUCAGAGAUCCCCAAGGAAGGACUGGAUAUGAACAUUUCUAUGAUGGCCAAAAAAACACUGGAUUCUUGUCAUGGCGCCUCAAGACAGUACAAAGGGGGACAAGACCUUCUGGAAAUAAGGAAGAUCCAAAAACAGAAGAAAAGGGAGGUCCUUUGCUUGACAGACAGCUAUGUUACCAAGAACAUCAGCUAGAUAAUGAUCAAAGUGUAGAGGCCAUCUCUUUGAUGAAUCAUACAAGUGAACGUGAGGUCAUCAUGCAGAAGAUGAAGGCAACGUUUGAAUACAGACAGCGCCUUGUCCAUGAUCCAGAGGGAUCCACCACCAUUCUCUCUGUUUUUCCUCGGUUCCUGGACACUAAAGGAUUGAUUCUUCAGGACUUCACACUCCUCUUUGGGUCAGAAACUGCUUCCAGACUUUUGGAAAGGUGGCCGACAGUUUUCAAAGCAAAGGUUAUCAGACUAGGAGAAACCUUGACUCCCACUCCACUGCUGAAAAGAUUACUGUCAUCUGCCAAACAGAGCAAAGAAAGCAGCGAGGCACAGGAUUCCCCAGAGUGGGACAGUGAUAUAUCAUCCUUCCUUCUACUUUUGCAUCUCCUAUCACCCCAGGCUUCAGGAAGAAAGAAAAUCCAAAGGAUCAGUAUUUCACAGGCUAUUGACCAUCUGGUGGUGUUUCACAAAGCAUGCAGGAGCAUACAGGAACACCUUGAGCUGGAGGAGAAUCGUCAGCCAUACAUUCUUGCCUCCGGGAGCAGCAAGGAAGCCAUCAGUCACUACUUCAUUGUGGUGGAUAAAAAGCUCAUCCCCUGUCAAGAAUCCUCUUCACUGGCUGCCAUUGAUGAACUCUUCAAGGUUCAUUUUGUUUUCAGUCUCAGUUAUGAUAGCCAUUGCCUAUCACUGGGAGUCAUGUACUAUCAGGGGUAUCGAGUCUGGGCCUGUUUCAAAUGAGCUGUUGUCUGACCUUGAAAACUCUGAUUUUAUUUCAGAGCAACUCCAGAUUGAUAUCUCUAGCGAGGUAAUGGUCACACCGUGGGUAAAGUGUCAAGGUACUGAGUAUCGCAGUGAUCUUGUUGUUUUCUUAGAGUUUGUUGAUGAUGCACCUGUUUUUGGAAAGAUUGUUAAAAAUUUUAUUAAGGAUGGAAUUUAUUUUUUGGUAUCGUGUAUGGAAUCAGAGUUUAUUGAACACCUUCAUGCUUUCAGUGUUGUUGAACAAGAGCAUUGUCUUGUACUCAAAAAACCUGAGGAAUUGAUGUACUACAAGCCAUUUGAUUUACAAAUGUCCUAUGGCAAUGACCAUCUUUUUUACAUUGUCGUGAACUGUUAUUUGUAAUAAUUUCAUGGCAUUUAUGGUUUCUUGCUCUGUGCUGAAAUAAAGUUUUGAAACCUU
Carassius gibelio (silver crucian carp) is the source of this 1426-nucleotide messenger RNA. RefSeq lists its product as uncharacterized. The record is from RefSeq and is a predicted model, not a curated record. NCBI's taxonomy places the organism in Eukaryota, Metazoa, Chordata, Actinopteri, Cypriniformes, Cyprinidae. Bases 265 to 987 code for a protein of 240 amino acids. The transcript is spliced from 5 exons.